AGAACCAGAUGAUUGCCCUCGCAAUAAUGUAAAAAAUAAAUAAUUAGCUGUUUCCAAAUAAUCCAAAUUCCAAAUUCCUUGCACUAAGAGCUGCCGUGCGUGAGUGUGUCGCUGUGAGUGUGUCCGGGCAGUAUCGUGUCUCGCUCCCCAAACAACUACAACUGAAAAAUAAGCAAGAAAAUUGCUGAAGAAAAUCCCCAAAUCGAAAAUCGAGUGAAAGUUUUUCUCGUCUUUGUUUUGUAAUUGUGAUUUUCCUGCCUGCCAGCCCGCAUUACUGGCAAUAUUGGAUCGACGGCUAUAUCGACGCUGCUGCGGGCGCGGGUGGCUGACGCGAUUAUAGCAAUACUAAUACCUAUAUAGCUACCAUAGCUCUCGCGGGCCGAUUUCUUGGCCCUAUUGUGAUUGUGACAGCGCCAGUGUUAUAUAUUUAAAUCGAAUCGAAUUGAAACGCCGUCGCAGUCGCGUUUUCUGGGACUGCUGCAAAAGGCCUUGCGAAUUUCUGCGCCAGACAAAGCUAACAUCCAACACCGUUCAUUAACAGAGCAACUGCAUCACUCUGGCUGGCUCCGCGCACAAAACGAUGUGCGAUACCAAAGACGAUGCGCAGAAAUGGAAAUGUGAAAUUUGCACCUACGAGAACUACCCAUCCUCGCUAAAAUGCACCAUGUGCCAGGCUUCAAAGCCGCUGCUCAACGAGGACAUCUUCCGUCUGAGUCCGGCGCAGGACAGCAGCUGCAAUACGGAGGAGGCGGCUGCCGUUGAAGUGGCCGUAAUGUCGCCCACGCCCUCGUCCACGUGCUACUCGCUCCAGCCGCCGAACCAGGCGCGGCAGAGCAACGUGGCGGACAGCGAAAAGUGGCCCUGCAAGGUGUGCACCUAUCUCAACUGGCCGCGCAGCCUGCGGUGCAUCCAGUGCUGCACGAAGCGCGGCGGCGAGGUGGUCAUCGAGCGGGGCAAUAGGGACAACGAGGCGGAUGCGGAACGCGCAGGGGAGGCACUGCAAGCCCUUCGCAUCAGCGGAUCGGAGGAGAACCUGGCCAAGAAGCCGGCCCAGCUAAUCGGGGCCACGGCCUCGAAUCGCUUGAGCCUCAGUCCGGGCAUCGACGAUGCCACGCACCUGAACAACCUCGCCAAUGCAUCCCACAACCAGUCGCAGUCGCAGUCCCAGCACCGACAGCCUGCCCACCAGCAGCAGAUGCAGCUCCAGCUGCAGCCUCAGCAGCAGCGGGAAUCCUCCUCCUCCGCAGCCGUCCCAGCGCCGCAGCAUAAGCAGUGCUAUGUGGCCAAGUGGGCGUGUAACUCGUGCACCUACGAGAACUGGCCGCGAAGCAUCAAGUGCUCCAUGUGCGGCAAGACGAGGGAGAUCAGUGGGUCGCAGAACGACUUGCACGCCUCCUCUAGCCUAAACAGCCAGGAGGAGCAUCAGCAUCAGCAACAGCAGCAGCAGCAGCAGCAGCAACAAAACGUGGACACCGUCAGCGUCAACAACUCAUUCAAUAAGAAGCACAUUUACCAACUGGGUUCUUCGGAAACCAUCAACAACUGUGAUACGCUGCAAGAGCGGCAGGAGCGCCGCCAGCGUCAAAUCCGGCGCCAGGUGGACUGGCAAUGGCUGAACGCCUGCCUGGGCGUCGUAGAGAACAACUACAGCGCCGUGGAGGCAUACCUGUCCUGCGGCGGCAACCCUGCCCGCUCGCUGACCAGCACGGAGAUCGCCGCUCUCAACCGCAACUCGGCCUUCGACGUGGGCCACACCCUGAUCCACCUGGCCAUUCGGUUUCAUCGCGAGGAGAUGCUGCCCAUGCUGCUGGCCCAGAUCUCUGGCUCGGGGCCGGGCAUCAAGCGCGUACCGUCAUACGUGGCUCCCGACUUGGCGGCCGACAUCCGGCGCCACUUUGCCAAUACCCUGCGCCUGCGCAAGUCCGGCCUCCCCUGCCACUAUGUGCAAAAGCACGCCACCUUCGCCCUCCCCGCCGAGAUUGAGGAGCUGCCGAUCCCCAUACAGGAACAGCUCUACGAUGAGCUGCUCGACCGCGACGCCCAAAAGCAGCUGGAGACGCCGCCGCCGGCUCUGAACUGGUCGCUGGAGAUCACUGCUCGCCUCAGCUCCCGGAUGUUCGUCCUGUGGAACCGCAGCGCGGGCGACUGCCUUCUGGACUCAGCCAUGCAGGCCACCUGGGGCGUCUUCGAUCGCGACAACAUCCUGCGGCGGGCACUCGCUGAUACACUGCACCAGUGCGGACACGUGUUUUUUACUCGCUGGAAAGAGUACGAGAUGCUGCAGGCUUCGAUGCUGCACUUCACGCUGGAGGACUCGCAGUUCGAGGAGGAUUGGAGCACACUUCUCUCGCUGGCCAGCCAACCGGGAUCGUCUUUGGAGCAGCUGCACAUCUUUGCGCUGGCGCACAUCCUUCGACGUCCCAUCAUCGUGUACGGCGUCAAGUACGUGAAGAGUUUUCGGGGCGAGGACAUCGGCUAUGCGCGAUUCGAAGGUGUCUACUUGCCUUUGUUCUGGGAUCAAAACUUCUGCACCAAGUCACCGAUAGCACUGGGCUAUACGCGCGGCCACUUCAGCGCCCUGGUGCCCAUGGAACCCUUCACGCGCAUCGAUGGACGGCGCGACGACGUCGAGGAUGUGACGUACCUGCCGCUGAUGGACUGUGAACUGAAGCUUUUGCCCAUACAUUUCCUCACACAGUCCGAGGUGGGCAACGAGGAGUCGAUGAUGCGCCACUGGCUGGAUGUGUGCGUAACCGAUGGAGGGCUGCUGGUGGCGCAACAGAAGCUCAGCAAACGUCCAUUGCUGGUCGCCCAGAUGCUGGAAGAGUGGCUUAAUCACUACCGCCGCAUUGCACAAGUGAUAACGGCGCCCUUCAUUCGUCGACCCCAAAUCACACACUACUCCAGUGAUGGCGACUCGGACGAGGAGUAAUUGCGACACAUCCGUCAACCAGCUUUAGAUUAGAUUUGUGUGCAUAUUAUUGAAUAUUGAAUAUCCUUAUUUUGUACUUUUGGCGAUCGCUAGCAGAAGAUGUUGAGAGGUGAAGAACAAGUGCAGAUCCUACACACUUGCACUCGCAGUUAGCUAAAGGAAACUAUAGAGAAUACAUAUGGAAAUAUUGCAAGCAGUUGAAAAGUUGUAGUUGUAACUAAAUUGAAGGCAAACUAAAGGUUAUGCAGCAAAGUACGAAAUAGAUUGAUUGACGAAUGUAUAUCAUAUCCGUUCCCAAUUCAACGUUCGUUGAUUUUAGUCAAAUUUAUUCACACUGGGUCGCCGAGGCAUUGUAGACCAUAUAGUAAACGAAAUUGAAGCUAUACACUGGUAGAUCUAUUUACACUCACAUCUCAAACAAUCCAUUAAAUGAAUACGUGGCCGACAGGCAGAAGAGAACUUAAGCGGUGGAACGCAUACACCUAUGAACACCCACGAAAACCGUCGACGGUGCGGGCUUAAAUUAUUACAAAUCUCAAUGACCUAUUACAUUUUAAACAGGUGGCGAGUACACAGCAUAGUAAUACUGUCGGUGAAUAUGAAAUCGUCAUUGAAAUGUUAAUUGAUAGUUUAUAAAACACUUUUUGGAAUUAUUAUGAAUCAUUACACAUUCAUGCCUAUAAAUAUAAUAUAUAUAAUUAUAUAACAUAUAUAGAAAUCCUAUGGUUCUAGAAAGUUGAACAAAGGGCCAAUAACAUAAUGAAUUUUACUCUAACUGUAUUAUAAAUGGAAUUUUAUCUCAUUAUUAUUUUUGUUAGUAAUGUUAUUACAAUUAUUAUUAUUACUACCUUUUAAGAAAGCUUACUGUGCAAAUGUACACGCAAAACGCAUAAAAAAGAAAUCACUUAUUUAAAUAAAAGUUUUAAGUAAAGAUUUAAACGAAAGCAAAUGCUUAAAA
Molecule: messenger RNA, 3890 nt
Organism: Drosophila gunungcola (fruit fly)
Lineage: Eukaryota; Metazoa; Arthropoda; Insecta; Diptera; Drosophilidae
Gene: trbd
Product: ubiquitin thioesterase trabid
Exons: 9
Coding region: 581-2932 (783 amino acids)
Biological process (GO): protein deubiquitination involved in ubiquitin-dependent protein catabolic process; protein K29-linked deubiquitination; protein K33-linked deubiquitination
Cellular component (GO): nucleus; cytoplasm
Molecular function (GO): cysteine-type deubiquitinase activity; K63-linked polyubiquitin modification-dependent protein binding
Source: RefSeq, a predicted model, not a curated record